CUGCAGCGUAUAUAAAGGGUUGAGCAUGAGCGGCCUCUUACAGUGAAAGCUUCCACCUCAAAACUGCAAACCACUAAACGAAAAUGCCCGCCGACUAUAACGGACGCUGGGAGAUGGUGAGCAGCGAGAACUUCGAGGACGUCAUGAAAGCCCUCGACAUCGACUUUGCCACCAGGAAGAUCGCCUGCCACCUGCACCAGACCAAAGUCAUCGUCCAGAACGGAGACAGGUUCGAAACAAAGACCCUGAGCACCUUCCGGAACUACGAGGUGGACUUCACCGUGGGGCAGGAGUUUGAGGAGCAGACGAAGGCCCUGGACAACCGGAAGGUCAUGACGCUGGUCACCUGGGACGGGGACCAGCUGGUGUGUGUCCAGAAGGGCGAGAAGGAGAAUCGUGGCUGGAAGCAGUGGAUCGUUGGAGACCUGCUACACGUGGAAAUCACCGUGCUCGACAAAGUCUGCCGCCAAGUGUUCAAGAAGGCCCAAUGAGACCAAGGAGACCCUCAUCUGCCAACGACUGCCUGUUUAUAAUGUGAUAGCGUGUAAUAAAUGAAGACCUGUAAUAAAUGGAUUGAACACCAUU
This is a messenger RNA of Gasterosteus aculeatus aculeatus (three-spined stickleback), 585 nucleotides long. Its product is annotated as retinol-binding protein 2. The record is from RefSeq and is a predicted model, not a curated record. NCBI's taxonomy places the organism in Eukaryota, Metazoa, Chordata, Actinopteri, Perciformes, Gasterosteidae. Gene Ontology annotation, molecular function: lipid binding.